This is a messenger RNA of Schizophyllum commune H4-8, 709 nucleotides long. RefSeq lists its product as uncharacterized. The transcript is spliced from 3 exons. The coding region runs from base 59 to 583 and encodes 174 amino acids. Lineage: Eukaryota; Fungi; Basidiomycota; Agaricomycetes; Agaricales; Schizophyllaceae. The record is from RefSeq and is a predicted model, not a curated record.
CGGGCGCCGUAUAAAGGUCGGCCAAUCCCAUCGAGCAGUUUCUCUCGCUUGCUCUGCCAUGGCGCCCUCAUCCCUCGCCACCCAACAGCUCGCCCGAGAGGUCUCACACGCGGUAUCACAGUCUGGCUCCGUAUACCAUGCAUGGCGGACACUCCGCGCGCGAGACGACGGCUUCGAUAACAUCGACCUCGACGAUGAUGGCCAUCCCGAGAGCCACACUGAGACCGUAGUUGUGAUCGUCUGCGCGCUACUCGGGAGUAUGCUCGUCGUGCUCUUGCUACUGGCGUUCUGCUCAUGCCUCUUUCGUCGGUGGCAUGAAUCGCGUCGGCGUGCAAGGCUGGAUCAAGCAGAGGCAGAAACGGCGCAAACGGGAGGCUUCCUAUUGCCCGCCACCGCCGCAAACCUUGCGCGUCCACCGGCAACCCAUCCCCGCGCAACGGCCUCUACCAUCUCAAGCGGCACCACGCUUCGCCAUCAUGGGUCCCAGACGGCCUCCACGGAAGCCGGACAUAGCGUGACGGCGCCCUCGCCGAUGUUCAAGGAUAACAAGACGAUUUACGAGCAUCAUGAAUACGCUGUGUAGCGCGCUUUGCCGGUGGAGUUAUCAUGAUCACUCAGAUUUCCCCCGUAGUCUAUCACGCCUCUACUAAUGCCUAGUACGAAGUACGUCGCCAUGUAAUGAGUACGACCCUUACCGUGAAUGCAUCCG